AUGGGCAACAUCUGCGGCAAACAAGAGGCCGACCCCUUCGCCCAGCCGGGCCGCCGACUGGGCGAAGCGCCGCCCCCGGCCGCGACGAGGUCCUCCGUCCCCGCCUCCGCCACCUCCAGAAAGACCGUCGUCGGCGGUCCACCGCGCACCCUCGGGGGCAGUGGCGGGGGCGCGGGAACCUCCGCCGCCGCGGAGGGCGCCCGCGCAAAGGCCGCGGCCGCUGCUGAGGCUCGCGCGCAGGGGUCAGGAAAGGGCGGCAAGCUCCACACCCAGCUGCAGGCGCAGAAGAAGCAGACCAUGGCGGCGACGCUCAAGGAGGCCGGAGAGGCGGAGCGGAGGAGGCGGGAUGUCGACGCCAGCGUCGAGGCCAUGGCCCACAACUAG
Phialemonium atrogriseum is the source of this 384-nucleotide messenger RNA. RefSeq lists its product as uncharacterized. The transcript is spliced from 2 exons. Lineage: Eukaryota; Fungi; Ascomycota; Sordariomycetes; Cephalothecales; Cephalothecaceae. The record is from RefSeq and is a predicted model, not a curated record. The coding region runs from base 1 to 384 and encodes 127 amino acids.